Mya arenaria is the source of this 984-nucleotide messenger RNA. Its product is annotated as calcium uniporter protein, mitochondrial-like. The transcript is spliced from 4 exons. Gene Ontology annotation, molecular function: uniporter activity; calcium channel activity. Bases 1 to 984 code for a protein of 327 amino acids. The record is from RefSeq and is a predicted model, not a curated record. Gene Ontology annotation, biological process: mitochondrial calcium ion homeostasis; calcium import into the mitochondrion. Lineage: Eukaryota; Metazoa; Mollusca; Bivalvia; Myida; Myidae. Gene Ontology annotation, cellular component: mitochondrial inner membrane; uniplex complex.
AUGUUUGCAAAAUUUCAGCAAACGGUGCAAACUGCCAGAAAAAUAAACAGGGAGAUUAAAUUGAACAUCUUGAAUGAAAGAAAGAAGAAGCAGCCAAAAUGGCAGCAAAUCCUUGGCUUUAACUGCAAGCAACAAAAAUCAAGCGCACAUGAAACAUCGGGACAAUACCAAAAUCACUCAGAACAGUGGUGUAACCCUGCAACUAUUUUGGAAGCUUCACCUGGAGUCACCAUCCGCUGGGAGACUUCAGACGAUCUCCUGAUAGCAAGGAAAAGUUGUUUGAAAACUCACAAAAAGAAGAACCUGCAUGUAAGAUUUGCCAAGAAUCUUGAGCAGGUUAAGAUCAUCGAAAGAGACAACUGCUGGGAACCAUCCAUCGAUCAGCUGACAAGGAGGAAAAGUUGUUUGAAAACUCACAAAAAGAAGAACCUGCAUUUUCUGACGUGCCAAGUGAGUUUGGAGCGUUUCUUGGAAGUGAAAGACAUCACUAACAAACUGUACUCCCAGCUCAAUGUUGAAGAGUAUCAGUUGAAGCGAGAAAAAGAGAUAAUUAGUCAGCUGGAGGAAUACAAGCUACAGAUAGCUCCCUUUGUUAAGGCAAAAUCAGCGAUUGAGGAUCGCAUUCAUUCUCGUAACAAGCAGCUGAUGUACUUGGGUUCAACGCUGAUGGGAUUCCAGUUUGGCUUCUUCGCUCUUCUAACCUGGUUUGAAUACUCAUGGGACGUGAUGGAGCCAGUCACGUAUUUCGCGACUUAUGCAGCUGUGAUCGGCAUGUACGCGUACUUCGCUGUAACUGCACAGGAAUACAACUACGUGGAUGCUUGGGACCGGGAGUUUCUCAACAAGUUUUACAAGGUAGCUGAGAAGGAGGGAUUCAACAUCCCUGAAUAUAACCGCCUGACAAACCUUAUCGAUCAGUGCAAGUCCGACCUUCGACGUCUCAGGGACCCGCUACAGAUACAUAUUCCUAUACGAGAACUGUAG